AGAUUCAUCUGACCGGAAGUGAUGAGGCACAAUGAACUGGGAAUCCAAUUCAACGUUGGAAUCUAGGGUGGACGAGCUGGAUUCAUCUUUUUUCAAUUUAUCGUUCACGACGGCCGAUGGCCCACAUUUACCGUCGCAUCCCGCGGUCGAGUUGGACAUGUCGGUCAUUGAACGUUUUCGAACCAACCGUCGCGUUAACGAUCUCGCCUUCUUUUGUCUGGUGGCCGCUUAUUGCAUCCUCAUCAUCUUCGGAACGAUCGGCAAUUCGCUUGUCGUCUAUGUCGUGGCCCGUCAGCCGGCCAUGAGGACGGCCCGUAACGUCUUCGUCGUCAAUUUGGCUAUUUCUGAUCUACUUCUUUGCCUCAUCACUAUGCCAUUGACGCUGAUGGAGAUCCGGUCAUACACAUGGCCGUUGGGCAAUUCUCCCGUUUCGUGCAAGAUGGUCGGCUCGCUGCAGGCCGUUUCAAUCUUCGUCUCAACGCUGUCCAUCACGGCCAUUGCUCUGGAUCGUUACCAACUGAUCGUCUACCCGACCAAACGAGCUUUCCAGCUGACGGGCGCAUCGCUGGCCUUAGCGGCCAUCUGGGCCAUCGGCAUCGUAUUGGCACUUCCGCUUUUUAUCGUCCGCACGCUGGAGCAUCACGAUAUCCCUAUACCCAAUUCGCCCAUUACGUCCGUCGACUAUUGCCUGGAAGAAUGGCCUAACGAGAGGGGCCGCUCGUUGUAUUCCAUCGGUAGCAUCCUGGUCCAAUACGCCCUACCCAUCAUCACCGUCUCGGUGGCUCACGCUCGCAUCAGUAACAAACUUCACGAUCGAAUGGCUUCCAUGAACCAUCAACUGAUACGCCCACAGCUAUGCAAUAUGGAGUCCGGCAACGGCCAGUCCAGUCAGCAUCCGGCAGUGAAGGAAUCGGCAACAGACUGCCGUACAGCCGCCAGAGAAGAGAAGCUUAGAAAAACCAACACUCUCCUUAUAACCAUCUCCAUCAUUUUUACCAUUUGUUGGUUGCCCAUGAACACGUUCAACGUCGUCGUCGAUACCUGGAACGUCUUUGGAGAUGACACAGAAACGAUGUUGAUUGCCUACGCUGUUUGUCACAUGGUGGGCAUGUCAUCGGCAUGUGCUAAUCCGUUGCUCUACGGUUGGUUGAACGACAACUUCCGCAAAGAGUUUCGCAGGCUGGGUAGAUCCUUUAUCGCCAAACGGCGACAUCAGAUAGGCGGGCAGAGCAUCCAGCCGGACAAAACGAUCAGCAGGCGACUAGAACUCGCGGUUAUCGUUGAACGAGAAGACCAGGAGCCAUUGGGGACUCCGAUGAUUGGUCUGUCCCAAACGAGUGGUGCAACCAUCAACGUCUUAUCAACGUCGUUCAAUUUGGUCCAUCAUUCGGGAGUGAAAGCCACCACCCACCUGGACGUCGGUUUGACUAAUGAUCAUGUCAUAGAAAAUAACUCCAUGUCAGCUCACGCCGAACAGCCAAUUUGAUGAACGACAUGCGGAAAACCAUUCAACACUACAACUUGACGGUGUAGUCUCCCCGUUUUCUUUUGUUAUGAUCAAAGGUCCAUCAAAACUCAGUUUUCAAUCUUUACUUCAUUUGUUAUAUUCUUGGAACGCAGGUGAAAACCUGUGCUUCACUUUUCGUUCACGUUCAUAUAAUAGCCAUUCAU
This is a messenger RNA of Daphnia carinata, 1671 nucleotides long. Its product is annotated as neuropeptide F receptor-like. Gene Ontology annotation, biological process: G protein-coupled receptor signaling pathway. Bases 32 to 1486 code for a protein of 484 amino acids. Gene Ontology annotation, molecular function: neuropeptide Y receptor activity. The transcript has 4 exons. The record is from RefSeq and is a predicted model, not a curated record. Gene Ontology annotation, cellular component: membrane. NCBI's taxonomy places the organism in Eukaryota, Metazoa, Arthropoda, Branchiopoda, Diplostraca, Daphniidae.